Naegleria gruberi is the source of this 1007-nucleotide messenger RNA. Its product is annotated as TATA-box binding protein. The record is from RefSeq and is a predicted model, not a curated record. The transcript has 3 exons. Lineage: Eukaryota; Heterolobosea; Eutetramitea; Acrasida; Naegleriidae. Gene Ontology annotation, biological process: DNA-templated transcription initiation. Gene Ontology annotation, molecular function: DNA binding; RNA polymerase II general transcription initiation factor activity. The coding region runs from base 1 to 957 and encodes 318 amino acids.
AUGACUGGAGAAGACCCACAAUAUGAAGACAUCUUGAAUAACUUAACGAGCGCCAUGACCCCACAUAGUCUUGCGACUGGAGGUGGAGGUUUUUUAGGAGGAUAUGGAAUGGUUAGUACACCACUUCCUACAAGUGUUUCUACACCUUUACCACCAUCGACACCAGUGCCAGGUACACCAAUGAUGGCACAUUCAUCCUAUUCUUCUCCUUAUACACCAAUUCCUGUACAAACACCAAUGCCGACAUCAACACCUCUUCCCUACGGAACACCUUUACCUUAUGGUAUGAAUACAUCAAGAGAAAUGGGACCUCCAACAACAUCAACACCAAUGCCUAAUCAAUAUGCCUCUACACCUAGUAAUCAAGUCCCUGAAUUGGACAGUGGAGGUAUUAUUCCAGUUAUUCAAAAUGUUGUUUCUACGGUAAAUCUUGCUUGCGAAUUGAAAUUAAAGAUGAUUGCUUUGCACGCAAGAAAUGCUGAAUAUAAUCCUAAACGUUUUGCUGCUGUGAUUAUGCGUAUUCGUGAACCAAAAACUACAGCUCUGAUUUUCCAAAGUGGUAAAAUGGUUGUGACCGGUGCUAAAUCUGAGGAAGAAUCUAGAUUAGCUGCUAGAAAGUAUGCUCGUAUUAUUCAAAAAUUGGGUUUUAAUGCUAAAUUUACAGAAUUUAAAAUUCAAAAUAUUGUCGGAAGUUGUGAUGUUGGAUUUCCAGUUCGUCUUGAAGGUUUGAACUGUCAACAUCACAGUUAUGCAAGUUACGAACCUGAAAUUUUCCCUGGUCUCAUUUACAGAAUGGUUGACCCAAAGGUUGUCUUGUUGAUCUUCGUUUCAGGAAAGAUUGUUCUUACUGGUGCCAAACAUAGAGAUACUAUUUAUCAAGCUUUCCAAAAUAUUUAUCCUGUUUUGAGAGAUUUCAAGAAGGAAGAUAAUGUACAACCAAUAGCAGAGGAACAAUAAAUGUUGCUGCUCUGAUUGGCGCACAAAUCAAUACUAACUUGUUGAAUAUC